This is a messenger RNA of Suillus subaureus, 1467 nucleotides long. Its product is annotated as CTLH/CRA C-terminal to lish motif domain-containing protein. Gene Ontology annotation, biological process: rRNA processing. Gene Ontology annotation, molecular function: protein binding. Lineage: Eukaryota; Fungi; Basidiomycota; Agaricomycetes; Boletales; Suillaceae. The record is from RefSeq and is a predicted model, not a curated record. The transcript has 7 exons. Bases 1 to 1467 code for a protein of 488 amino acids.
AUGCCUGUUAAACGCCUAAAACUCUCAGAAGAUAGCGAUGUUGACGCGUCUGGUGCAGACCACGAACAGAGUGAUAAUGAUCUCGAAGCUGAAGCACAGCAAUCCACGACCUCUAUUUCUUCAUUGGAAGACGACGAUUCUCCAGACACGGAGGCUGAAAUUGCGGAUAAAAGAAUAACAAAGUCGAAGAAAACAUUAAAACGAAAGCGGCGGGCAACAGAGCCCUCACAAUUUGGUGCUACCCUGCAAGGCCUGCUUGACACCAUUGCACCGUCGGACCUGCCGUUAUCUCUCAAACCUUCUAUCGCGCGCCAGAAAAAUGGUGCAAAGCUUGAAUUGAAGGCCCACAGAGUGAUUCAAAUAGAGAAGAAGGAAAAGGCGGACAAAGGACGCGUACGGGAUGUUAUCGGAGGCUGGGGCGGCGAGAGUGAACGCUCCUUGCGCAAGGUUGCUCAACGAGGAGUGGUGAAACUCUUUAAUACUAUUCAACAAUCGCAGGUAGCGGCAGGCGUUGCUGCCGAACAGUCAAAAGGCUUGCGAGGAACGGGGAAACCUGCCCUUCCAGCACCCCUGUUGGACAAGAAACCGAAAGGAAAACAAAAGGCCAAGCACAAGGACAAUAUUAUCGGGAGAGGAAAUCCAGCGACAAUCGGGAAGGACGAUUUCUUUGACAUGAUCAGGUCAGGUGGCAUUGUCUCAAAAAGCAGGGUGUACUAUCCCUUACGGUCUAUUCCUUCAUUCGUGCGGCGUAUCUCUUAUGAUUGUCGGCCAAACUUCAAACUUCAGCCUCCGAGGACCACAAUUCGUAAAGAAGAGUGGGAGCGACGUCUAUGCGAGGUUCAGGUCACAAAAGAUGAUUUGAACCGACUUAUUAUGGACUAUCUCGUUAUCGAGGGAUACAAGUCUGCCGCAGAGGAAUUCAGCGAUGAAGCCAACGUUCCACCACCCGUAGACUUCGAGAGUAUCGAAAGUCGCAUGGUGAUUCGAGAAGCCCUGCAACGGGGCGAUAUUGAGGAAGCUAUUUCUCGCAUGAAUGACCUGAAUCCUGAGAUCCUUGAUACGAACCCUGCAUUGUAUUUUCACCUUCAGCAGCAGAAGCUAAUUGAGCACAUUCGGCAUGGGCGUAUCACAGAGGCAUUGAAAUUUGCGCAAGACGAACUCGCUCCAAGAGGUGAAGAAAGUCCGGAGUUUCUUGCAGAGCUGGAACGUACGAUGGCACUUUUGGCGUUCGACUCUUCAUCCUCGGCACCUGCGGCCAUAUCCGAACUUCUGUCGCCCGCACAGCGGAUGAAAACUGCGGGUGAGGUUAAUGCUGCAAUUCUUGAAAGCCUCAGCCAGGGAAAAGAGGUAAAGCUGGUGCAGCUUUUGAAGCUUUUGUGUUGGAGUGAGGGGAUGUUGGCAGAACGUGCAGAUUUUCCCAAGGUCUGCGCCUUGGCAUUUGGAUUCGAUUGGUUUUGCUCAACUUGA